AAGGAGUGUAUUUUCCUAAGUGCAUUUAUUGAGUAUUUCCUGUAGCCCCAGUCCCUAGUCUGUUUCUCAACUCAACUCGAUCCGCAACACAAUCACGGCACAAUACAAUCCAAAUGUUUGUCACACGAUUCAGACGCCGUUCCUGCUGGUCAUUUCAUUCCUAGAACCACGCUCUGCUUGCCCAUCGCUUGUUCUCCACAUUGGGGUGCAGACCACAAAGUUCAGUGGGGGUAGUGAUACCAAUCAUACAGUGGCAGACCGUUUAUGGUGACUGACUUGACUCAAAUACCUAUAAACUCUCCAUACAAUUAUCGCCAUACAUAAUCAUCGUCGUACUGCAACUUACAUAUAUUUCUCCACCCGAGAUGUGUAGAUGAGACAUAUAGACAUAUGUACAUACGUGCUGUAUAGCAAGUCGGUGGGGGCAUUUUCAGUGAUCUGACUUGGAAACUAAUUGUUUUCUUCUAAAAAAACAUACCCCGUGUUGGGGUAUUCCCAGAUUCGUCUCAAAAUUUACUCCGAGAGACUGAUUGUAAGACGAAGCUGUUGUUUAAUCUCCUCAAGUUGAACAAUGUCGAUAAAUACGAGUGUCAAAAUCAGAGUGAGGUCAAAGUAAGUAUGCAAUUGACAGUAUUGUACGCGAGAUUUGCUAUCUCAGUCAUUGCUGCCCAAGUUCUCAUCAGAGUCUAGUUUUCACUGCUAGAUAUCCAAACCUCCCAGAUCUCAUCCAUGCUUUUGGGAUCAGAUUAGUUAACAACAUCAACGGAGACAAGAACCAAGCACCACUUUAUUUAUGGGCAAGUGAAAAAGAAGCGAGCGGAGUUGGGACGGUUUGGUUAGUUAUCGCUCGUGGCGGAUAAUAAUCAGUGAUUUUCUUUCAUGAAGUGGACAGUCAUUGGUGUGUAAUUGGCUCAUCGUUGCUAAUUAUAUUGUUUUCAAGUGGCCCAUUCAUAGUGGAAAUUAAGAGAAUAGGAGCAGAGUGCGAGAGAAAGAAAGCAGAGAGAAAAAGCAAGAAGGGCGGACGGACCGACCACAAUUCACCUGUUCACUUUUACACUUUAUGCAGCUCAAGUGGCAGAAGGAAUGAAGUAGGAAUGAAGAAGAACCAAUUUUCCAUCAUCAUCAACAUCACAUCACAUCAGCCUCCUCAUUCACCUGCUGCUCCUGCUGAAAAGUAACCGACAGAGAACACGCUUAAAUAAUAAAAGAGCAAUACUAUGAAAUGAGAUAAAAUAAAUAGUGAAAGAGUUUCUGAACCUUUUGCGUCAUCAUUCACCUCAUUCAAUUCAAACUUUAACUAAACCAACUAAACACACCACUCACCACCAAACACACGAGCACUAUCACAAUCAUCCGUGAUAGCUGCUUCUGCUGACUACUGGCAGAAGCAAUAAGUAGCUCCCAAAGACGAGGAGGUAGUAUUUAGUAAAGUAGUGGAGGAGUCAAUUGACGGCCUCGUUGCUUCGUUGGGCUCUCCUCGUAUGUAUGAUAUCGUACACAUAGGCACGAGUAAUAAAUUUCACUUCCCUGUACAAUACCGUACAAAUGGGAGGAUGAUGGCGAGAUGAUGCGUACGUAAGUCAAGCGUGUUUUAUUAAUGGUAAGAACAAGAAGAAGGUAAAACUGCCAAAUAAAAUCCCGACAGUAGUGGAAGCUCACAUUUAUAACUACAUAGUGAACUGUGCCAGCUCCUCGUGAAACAGUGCUGAGAACAAACGUCAAGUCUUAACCACCUAUAAAAUAAAUGUAACAGUGAGUUUCUAAAUGUGUAUGUGAUGAUGAAGCACAUAUGUGCAAGACUAAUGUGAAAACAAUAAAAACAUUAAAUAUUGCAACCACUUGCACCAAACAACCCCUGCGACUUUGUUGCACUUUUAUGAAUUUCUGCAAGAGUGUGCACAGGCUGAAAACUUACAAGGCAGGUGUGUUUGGGGUCUUGGAAGACAGGGGAACAUAAGACGACAACGACGACGACCGUGGAGAUCGGCUGGCCAUCGCAUGCAAUGGAACUGAUUGAGAAUCCCCUUGCCCAGGUCGUGGACGCCAAUAAUCAUACCACAACCAAGUACAAGGCAAGGGAUGGACGCAUCUCACAGUCUCAAAGUCACUCCAGUAUUGCCAAUGAUAGAUCCCCUUCAGGCGGAAGCAAUUUCCUGGCCAAGUCACCAGGGUCCAGUCGGAGGGACAGCGGCGGUGGCGACGGAGCUGGUAGUUUGCCCUCAGAUCCACUUCUAACUCGAUCACAACCGUCGCCAGAGUCCCACAAGUCACACCCACUCCAGUCACACAUCCUCCUCAACUUUACACGCUCGUCCCAUCCAGAUGGGGACGAUCCUGGGGGGAAAAGUGAGAUGAGACUCACUUCCACUAGCGUUUGUUCGAGGGAGGGUGGGGACGUGGUCGUCGUGGCGCACCGCACCAGCAGCCCUUCCAAUCCCUCCCACAACGCCAACCUCCCCCUCCAGUCGCAAGUCGAGGACCGUGAAACGUGGUCACAAGGGCUGGACUUUCUCCUUUCCAUUAUUGGCUUUGCAGUUGAUCUCGCCAAUGUUUGGCGCUUCCCGUAUUUUUGUUACAAGAACGGAGGUGGUGCUUUCCUCAUCCCUUAUUUUUUGAUGCUUGCAUUGAGUGCUAUUCCCGUGUUCUACAUGGAGCUUCUCCUGGGACAAUUCAUUCGUCAAGGUCCCAUAUCCAUGUGGAAAAUCUGUCCUUUGUUCAAAGGUAUUGGUUACUGUGCGGUCACAGUUUCCUACUUUGUGAGCUUUUAUUACAACACGAUCAUGGGAUGGUCCCUGCACUUCACCAUCAACUCGUUCACCUCCCCACUCCCAUGGACCACAUGUAAUAAUUCUUGGAACACGGAGAAUUGCUUCAUCCCCGAAGCCGUCCUCGUUCAUGACGACGACAACUCGACGUCUCUUAUCCUGGGCGAUGAAAAUUACCCCCCUGACAACCUCUCGCUCUCACAAAUGAGCAACUGGCACAAUGAAAACUCUGACCUGGCCAGGUCGAGUAGAAGGGUCGUUUACCGUCCACCCAACGCAACUUCACCGGCUUCUGAGUACUUCAGGAACAGCGUGUUAGAAAUGGGGUCACAUGACAUUGAUAAUUUGGGCCUCCCAAAAAUGGACUUGCUGUUGUGUCUUGCAGCUAUCUACAUCUUCCUAUUUCUGAUAUUGCUGAAAAGCAUUCGCUCUACUGGGAAGGUGGUUUGGGUGACCGCGACGAUGCCCUAUUUCGUGUUGAGUAUUCUCCUGGUGCGAGGUCUCAUGCUCGAAGGAGCGUCUGACGGAAUUUAUUAUUACUUGGUUCCAAAUAUGACAAAACUACGGGAAGUGGAGGUUUGGAGUGAUGCUGCCAAACAGAUUUUUUUCUCGUCUGGUGCUGGAUUUGGUGUUCAUCUGACUUACGCCAGUUAUAACAACUUUCACAAUAAUUGUUUCAGAGAUUGCAUGGUGACCUCGAUGGUCAACUGCUUCACCAGUAUUUUCGCAGGGUUUGUAAUUUUCACUUUCCUCGGAUCCAUGGCCUACCGACAAGGUCGACCCAUUGAAGAAGUUGUCAAUGUUGGUCCUGGAUUGGUAUUUGAGGUUUACCCUGAAGCUGUGGGAAGUCUCCCAGGAGCCAAUUUCUGGUCGCUAAUUUUCUUUCUCGCUCUCUUGUCGCUGGGUUUGGAUAGUGCUAUGGGCGGAAUAGAAUGCGUCGUGACCGGGAUCACUGACGAGUUUAAAGCCUGGUUCAAGCGAUGGAAGUUUGGACGAGAAGUGUUCACGUUCUUUAUUGUUUUCAUUUCCUUCCUCAUCUCUAUCAUUAAUGUCACUCGGGGAGGCAUGUACACCUUCAUCUUCUUCGACACGUAUGCUGCAGGCAGCUCCCUAUUAUUUGCCGUUGUUUUUGAGGUUCUUGUCGUCUCGUGGGUGUAUGGAUUGGACCAAUUUUGCAAAGAUGCAGAGUCCAUGUUGGGAUUUGCACCGGGAAUAUAUUGGAAAAUCUGCUGGAAGUAUAUUAGCCCAUUGUUAAUUAGUGUGAUUAUAGUUUUGGAUCUGAGCACAGCCCUUCCCUUAACUUAUGACGGCUACUUGUAUCCAACUUGGGCUCAAAACAUGGGAUAUAUUUUUACCUUUAUUCCAAUUACUCUGGUGCCAAUUAUUGCACUUCGAGAAUUCUUCAAGUUUCCUGGAAAUUGCAAAUCGAAACUAUCCUAUGCCAUUACCCCAACAAAUGAGCAUCCUGCUAUUAAAAAUGAGGGUUACGUCAAAAGGUUCAUGUCGUCACAUUGGGUUGGACAACGACGUGGGCAUACGACCUAAGCAUAAAUCCACACUUUACUUCCGGUCUUACGAACAAUUACAAGACAAAAAAAAUCAAUGAAAAGGUGUGUGUACAGAAAAUGUAUUUCAUGCUUCUGUAUUGUGGAAAAUGGAGGCGAUAACUGGUCAACAAACAAACAACUGGUGGACUGGUCCUCCUCGUUCAACUUUUGGCCCAAAGUACUUUUACGUUGAAGUUUUUCAUUGUUUAAUUCAACCACCAUCGUUCAUACAGUUUAGCUAGCUUAGCAUUAUACUUGUUACGUGUGGCAUAUUUGUAGAAGAUGUCCGUAUGGUUGAACCAGCUACAUCGUAGUUUUAGGUUUCCUCAAGACCUGUAUCCAAUAUUUACCUUCCCGUUCGUGCAGGGACGCCAAACAUACGCCAAAACUGUUCAACUUAAUCGAUUAAGGGUUUGCAUAAAAACUGCAGUAAUCUAUGUGCAAUAUUCAAAGUACAUGAUGGUUUUUAACAUUUUUGACGUUUUCAAUUUUCAAUAUUUGAUAUUUAUUUUACUCGAAUUAUUGCCAUAAUUAUUGUAAUGUGUGCAGUACAAAUGCGUAGCGUAUUAUAGAUACAUAGGUAAACAUAAUAUAUAUGUCCACGCUCUACAUGAUUUACCAGCUACAAGUCGCCAGGUAAAAAAUUCAACUUGUAUUAUUCUUGCCAUAUAUUAGAAUAUAUAUCUUGAGAAAGGAUUAUUGUAGUCGUGAAGUAGACAUAAUUGUAGGCACGUAGAUCUAGAAACUUUAGUCUAGUAAUUGCGGCUUACAAGGGCCAUUCCUCCUCGUCCCUUGCAUAACUAGUUACCUCAACUAAGAAAUUAAUAGGUUGUAUUUAAGCUAAAUGUGUCUACAAAUUGUUCAAAGCAGAAAUACUCCAACAAAAUUUUAAGCAUGUUGGAUCGCCCUACUAAAUAAAUUGGUUCUUCUUAAUUAUUCUCAGGAUAGUCCGGGUUGUUUUAUACCUAUGUUUAUUUUCAAUAUUUUCUACAUGUAAUUUGUGGUCAAUCAUGCUUUGUCCAAUCUCAGUGACCUCAGUUUUUCAGUGUCAAAUACUCCUGGCUUGAGAAGGAGUGAAUAUGAAGUUUAUAGUAGUAAAGUAAAAGAGAGUAUUACAUAAAUAUAACAAAUCAUGAUAUGCAUGCAAAUCCUGACUUUAAGAAUUUAUGAAUUACCAAGAUGAUCGUAUCCAAAACGUGUCAAAUUUAUAAAAUUAUAGAAAUGUCUAUGUCUAAUUGGUGCAGUUCUACCAAUUUGUCAGUACCUGCAAAAAUAAUUGGUGCAUGCAUAGUUUACUUAAUUUGUAGAAAUUGACAUUACUCAUGGUAAGCUAAUUAUGUAUCUUGCUUCAAGGCUUGAAUAAAAGUGUUUUUUAAUUAAA
Messenger RNA from Folsomia candida, 5693 nucleotides. Its product is annotated as sodium-dependent noradrenaline transporter. Gene Ontology annotation, biological process: sodium ion transmembrane transport; dopamine uptake involved in synaptic transmission. Bases 2004 to 4310 code for a protein of 768 amino acids. Gene Ontology annotation, molecular function: dopamine:sodium symporter activity. The record is from RefSeq and is a predicted model, not a curated record. Gene Ontology annotation, cellular component: neuronal cell body membrane; presynaptic membrane; neuron projection. The transcript has 23 exons. NCBI's taxonomy places the organism in Eukaryota, Metazoa, Arthropoda, Collembola, Entomobryomorpha, Isotomidae.